Molecule: messenger RNA, 849 nt
Organism: Geosmithia morbida
Lineage: Eukaryota; Fungi; Ascomycota; Sordariomycetes; Hypocreales; Bionectriaceae
Product: Casein kinase substrate phosphoprotein PP28
Exons: 3
Coding region: 1-849 (282 amino acids)
Cellular component (GO): cytosol
Molecular function (GO): RNA binding
Source: RefSeq, a predicted model, not a curated record
AUGGCUCCCGGCGGUGCGACGUCUACCCGUGGCCGUGGUGGCAAGUUUAAAAAGUACACUCGAGGAGGCAACACAGGCGGCCACCACUUCUCCCGAGACCUCCAGCCCAUAGACGACGACGGUAACGCCGUGAGCAUGUGGGCCGAGGAGGGCAGAGACCACGACGGCUCCUCCGACUCGGAAGAAGACGGAGAGGAGGACUCGGAAGAGGAGGAGAGCGGAGACGGCGGCAAGGAGGCCGUCGCGGCCGCCCAGGCGGCCGCCCAGGAGGCCGCCACGCGCGAGGACCGCAAAGCCCAGAAGAAGGCCCGCAAGGAGGCCGCCCUGGCCAGGCAAAAGGCCAAGGAUGUCCAGGUGGGAGACCUCCCCACCAGCGACGAGGACGAGAGCGACGAGGACGACGACGAGGCUGCCGGCGGUCCUGGCCUCCCCGCCAACCCCAACCACUCCAGAGCCGCUCGCGAGCAGGCCGCCAAGGCCGCGGCGCCGCGCAACGAGGACGGCGACGGCGACGACGACCCAGGCGAGGGCGACUCGGGCGUCCAGGGCCUGACCAAGGGCGUCAAGGAUCUGAGCACCCUGUCGAGACGCGAGAGGGAGGCUGUCGAGGCUGCCGCCUCCAGGGAGAGGUACCUCAGGCUACAGGCCCAGGGGAAGACGGACGAGGCCAAGGCCGAUCUGGCCCGUCUCAAGGUGAUCCGUGAGCAGAGGGCUGCCGAGGCUGCUAGACGACAGGUCGAAAAGGAAGAAAAGGAUGAGGCCGACAAGACUCGUCGGGCUGAGCUGGAGGCGGCUCUGAACAAGAAGCGUCAGCCUGCCGCUGGGAAGAAGGGGUCCAAGAAGAAGUGA